GACUUCACACCUCGUGUCCUGUUGGAAAGCAUUGUUGCAGAUUGACCGUGGACGUCCAGAACAACAAAGACCAUGGGCGGCAACGGCCCACUAUACAUGGGCUUUGACUUGUCCACGCAACAAUUGAAAGGCAUUGUCGUUGACUCCAAUCUCAAGCUGAUCCACGAAGCCAAAGUCGAUUUCGAUGCCGACCUGAAGAAGUAUGGCAUCCAAAAGGGCGUACUCACCAAUCCUGCGGAAGGCGAAGUGUUCGCCCCGCCAGCAAUGUGGCUGGAAGCCAUUGACCUCGUCCUCGAUCGUCUGAGGAAUGCGGGACUCGAUUUUAGUCAUGUCAAGGGUUUGUCCGGAGCUGGCAUGCAGCAUGGCACAGUCUUUUGGUCCAAUGACGCCGAAAGCCUUCUGGCCAAUCUGAAUCCCCAAGACUCUUUGACGAAUCAACUUCAGCCUGGAGAGGUAGGCAAGUCGGCCUUCGCUCAUGAGAUGAGCCCCAACUGGCAGGAUGCAAGCACGCAGGAGCAAUGUGAUGCUUUCGACGCAGCAUUGGGAGAUGCGGAGACGCUGGCAUUUGUGACUGGAAGUAAGGCACAUCAUCGAUUCAGUGGACCUCAAAUUAUGCGUUAUAGGACCAAGUGGUCUUCGCACUAUGAGAAGACUGCUCGGAUCUCUCUGGUAUCGUCGUUCCUUGCCUCCGUCUUUCUUGGUCGUUUUGCUCCGAUCGAUAUCAGCGAUGUGACUGGCAUGAAUCUCUGGAACAUAAAGGACGGAACGUGGGACGAUGCACUACUAGAGCUUGCGGCAGGUGGCAAAUCCGGCAUCGACGAUCUCAGGAAUAAAUUGGGCGUCGUCUCGGGAGAUGGCGGCCAAUGGCUAGGCACUAUCAGCUCCUACUUUGUCACCAAAUACGGUUUUGCAAAGGACUGUCAAAUCAUCCCUGCAACUGGUGACAACCCUUCGACAAUUCUUGCGCUCCCCUUGCGAGCCUCCGACGCUAUGGUAUCUUUGGGCACGAGCACAACAUUCUUGAUGAGCACACCUGAGUACAAGCCCGAUCCUGCCUACCACUUCAUGAACCAUCCCACGACGCCCGGGCUGUACAUGUUCAUGCUCUGCUACAAAAAUGGUGGUCUUGCUCGAGAACAAAUCCGCGAUCAGAUUUCGACGUCUUCGGAUUGGGAGAGCUUCAACUCAACAGCUUUGUCCACACCAGCACUUUCCCAGCGAUCGCCAUCGGAAGCCCUACGAUUAGGUCUCUAUUUUCCUCGUCCUGAAAUUGUUCCCAACCUUCCCUCCGGCCAAUGGCGCUUCAAAUACAACCCCGAAACGCAAGAUCUCAAAGAAGAGCCCUCCGACUUCCUUCCAGACGAUGCGCGCAACAUCAUCGAAUCCCAAUUCCUCUCUCUCCGGCUCCGUUCUCAAGCACUCGUACACGCCGAGAAAGAUCCCGCUACGGGUAAGACUCUGCCACCACAACCGCGCCGCGUAUACCUCGUCGGAGGCGGUUCCGCAAAUCCAGCCAUCGCAAAAAUCGCAGGGGAAGUGCUCGGUUCCGUAGAGGGCGUGUACAAGCUCGACAUUGGCGGAAACGCUUGUGCUCUCGGAGCAGCAUACAAGGCUGUAUGGGCCUGCGAGAAAGCACAAGGUCAGACAUUUGAGGACUUGAUUGGUAGCAGAUGGGAUGAGAGUAGUUUUGUUAAGAAAGUUGCGGAUGGUUACAGGGAAGGAUUGUUCGAACAAUAUGGAGUUGCUGUGAAGGGUUUUGAACAAAUGGAGAAGGCUGUGCUGCAGGCAAAUGGGAGAAAAUGAUAGACUUGCUCGCUGCAAAAUUAUACGAGAAGGUCUUGAUUUGCUAGCAAUAUGAGUUUGGGUGACGUGUACGACCUAGGACAUGAUUGGGGAUCGCUGAACAGUGCAAUAGCGCCUCGUGGCGCACAUGUACUGGCACGACCAUGAAUCACGUCUAGCUGCCAUCUCUGUCAAAUGCCAUAUUUGAGAGGUAUGGCAGAGAUGGUCUCAGAUCGAAAUAAGAAACAUCGCUGCUCGUACCAGCUCCCAUA
Messenger RNA from Cercospora beticola, 2054 nucleotides. RefSeq names its product xylulokinase (gene XKS1). The record is from RefSeq and is a predicted model, not a curated record. Gene Ontology annotation, cellular component: cytosol. Lineage: Eukaryota; Fungi; Ascomycota; Dothideomycetes; Mycosphaerellales; Mycosphaerellaceae. Gene Ontology annotation, molecular function: D-xylulokinase activity. Gene Ontology annotation, biological process: xylulose metabolic process; phosphorylation; D-xylose metabolic process.